Molecule: messenger RNA, 1637 nt
Organism: Lacerta agilis (Sand lizard)
Lineage: Eukaryota; Metazoa; Chordata; Lepidosauria; Squamata; Lacertidae
Gene: MPPE1
Product: metallophosphoesterase 1
Exons: 10
Coding region: 157-1353 (398 amino acids)
Biological process (GO): GPI anchor biosynthetic process; endoplasmic reticulum to Golgi vesicle-mediated transport
Cellular component (GO): endoplasmic reticulum-Golgi intermediate compartment
Molecular function (GO): phosphoric diester hydrolase activity
Source: RefSeq, a predicted model, not a curated record
UUCUCUGUCCUCCGCUCCUGGCGGGAGUUUCCUCUCGGGGGAUUCCUGUCUGAUGUGAAGAACAAAAAUUGAAACACACAUUUGGUUUGGCUUACUGGCCUCAGUAGGUGGAUAUUGGUACCAUCUAUGGGGAGAAAGACCUGCCUGUAGGCUGAUAUGGCAUUUUUGUGCUUUAGGAUCCUGAACAGUUUUUUGGGGAAGAGAGGAGGCACUUUUGCACUGAAGCUUUUCUGUUUUACUCUUUCUGUGUUCGUCUUCUGUGAAUUUUUAAUUUAUUACGUAGUUAUAAUUCAGUGUCACUGGCCACAAUUGAAAGCUAAGGCUCCAAGGGCUACUGAAAAGACUUCCAAUUCUGUCUUGAAGGCUAUGUUUUUAUCUGAUACUCAUUUACUAGGUGAAAUCAGCGGUCACUGGCUGGACAAGCUGAGAAGGGAAUGGCAGAUGGAGAGAGCCUUCCAAACUGCUGUCUGGCUUCUGCAGCCAGAAAUAGUUUUUAUCCUGGGUGAUGUCUUUGAUGAAGGGAAAUGGAGUUCUUCCCAGGCCUGGUCAGAUGAUGUAAGACGCUAUCAGAAAAUGUUUAGGCAUCCAGCCUCUAUUGAGCUAAUUGCUAUUGUUGGCAACCACGACAUUGGCUUUCAUUAUGAAAUGACGGAAUACAAGUUGCAACGUUUUUCAGAAGUUUUCAAUUUCACUUCAGAAAAGCUGAUAACUCGGAAAGGGAUAAACUUUGUUAUGGUGAACAGUGUUGCUCUUGAGGGUGAUGGCUGCAUCAUCUGUAGAACAGCAGAAGCAAAGCUUGCAGAACUCUCCCAUCAACUCAACUGUUCACUGCAGGAACAAAGUCAGUCCAGAAAAAGGUGCAGCGAUGUAGACAAGCUCCCACCUUCAGCUCCAAUUCUAUUACAGCAUUAUCCUCUUUAUCGAAGAAGUGACGCAAAAUGUACAGGAGAAGAUUCUGCUCCUUUGGAUAAAAAGAAUUACAUAUUUAAAGAAAAGUACGACGUGGUUUCAAAAGAAGCUUCUCAAAAGCUGCUAUGGUGGUUUUAUCCUCGGCUCAUUUUGAGUGGUCACACCCACAGUGCCUGUGAAGUGUUGCAUAAUGGGAAAAUCCCAGAAAUCAGUAUUCCGUCAUUCAGUUGGAGGAACAGAAACAAUCCUAGUUUCAUAGUGGGCAGUAUAACACCAACCGACUUCUCUCUCUACAAGUGCUUUCUUCCAUUCGAGAGCACAGUUCUUACCAUCUACUGUGCAGCAGGAGCUGUGCUUUUGGUCCUCGUACUAGCUCACUUUCACCUUCUCAUUACCCCUUUUCAUUUUGUUCAGCGUUUAAUCACUAAAUAUAAAGCAGUAUGAAGAGUCAGACACUUGUAAUCGGUCACUGACACACCAAAGCUAAAGAACAGUCCAUCAGACUACAUUCAUGCCAGCAAAUGCGUACUUGAAUUGCUAGCCCAAAGGCAGGUUGCCUUUACAUACAGAAAGUCCUAUACAGUUGAUAUGACUUAUACUACAGGGUAAGUUAACUGAAUGCUUCAUGCUGUACAAAAAUAUUGUAUUCUACAAUCAAAUGAAUCAUUUUCUUGCUAAAGUUUUUGUAUCAAAUAUGUAUAUUAAAAGUUUGUAACUGUACACUAUAA